GUAAGUCCUCUGUCUCCUCUCCCCAAAUUUACCAUUUUGCCAUUGCCCUUCCUCCAUUCCCUGCUCUUCUCACCACUCCCCCUCCUCUGAAGUCUCUUGCCUUCGUCCCCUGCACACAGAUCAAACCCACCCACUUCGCCUCCGCUCCGAGAUUCGCUCGAUUUCCGGUUUCUUCGGGCCCUUCAGGUUCUGUAUAACUUCAUGCACUACAGAGCUGUGAGUAUCAUUCUGUCUUGCUGAGCUCAAUGUUUUUGUGAUUGUGCUAUCGAUUUGGGUUUGUGUUUUGAUUGCGGAGUUUGUAAAAGAAUGGUGUUUUUUGUGAGUGGUUGAUUUGGUUUGGUUUUGAGUUGGGAUUUGGAGUGAAAUGAGGCGGCGGUCGCCGACGAAUUUCCCGUCGGAGCAAAUGGAGAAGGGGACGGGGAAGAAUCAGAACACCAGGAUUUGUUUCUUGGCGUCAUUGUCGAUUUUCUUCUGGAUGCUUCUGUUGUAUUUUCAUUUCAUUGUGCUUGGUAGUAGUAGUGCUGUGGAUCAAUCUGGUAAACUAGAGGUUGGUCCUAUGUCUUCGGAUUCGCAGCCUAUCCUUGUGACUGAUCCUCCUCCUCAGAUGGAGAAACCGAAACCUAAGCCGAGUGAUCCUGUCACCAGUGAUCCUCAGGUGGAGAAGCCGAAGGUAGACAAUGAACCGAAGCGUGUUCCUGUGACCAGUGAUGCUGAGGUGGGGAAGGUAGACAGUGAACCAAAACCCACCAUUGUACCUGUUACUCGUAAAAUUGGUCCCCUUGUGGAGACCACCCCGAGUCAAGAGGCUGAGAAGUAUCCGUUUAUGAGGGCGUUGAGGACGGUGGAGAAUAAGAGUGAUCCGUGUGGUGGGAGGUACAUUUAUGUUCAUGACCUCCCACCGAGGUUCAAUGAGGAUAUGCUCAAGGAGUGUAGGAGUUUGAGCCUGUGGACGAAUAUGUGUAAGUUCACAACCAAUGCCGGGCUUGGUCCUCCGCUUGAGAAUGUUGAGGGGGUGUUUGAGGAUACGAGCUGGUAUGCCACGAACCAGUUUGCUGUGGAUGUUAUUUUCACCAACCGGAUGAAGCAAUAUGAGUGCUUGACGAAUGACUCGUCUCUUGCUGCAGCUGUGUUUGUUCCUUUUUAUGCCGGGUUUGAUAUUGCACGGUACCUUUGGGGGUUCAAUAUAUCGAGGAGAGAUGCAGCUUCUUUGGAUCUGGUUGAUUGGCUUAUGAAGAGGCCAGAAUGGAGCGUUAUGGGUGGCAAAGAUCAUUUUCUUGUUGCAGGCAGGAUUACAUGGGAUUUCCGGAGGCUUACAGAAAAUGAAGAGGAUUGGGGUAAUAAGCUUCUCUUUUUGCCGGCUGCUAAAAAUAUGUCAAUGCUUGUGGUGGAAUCAAGCCCAUGGAAUGCCAAUGAUUUUGGUAUUCCAUAUCCCACAUACUUCCAUCCGGCCAAAGAUGCUGAUGUAUUAAUUUGGCAGGAUCGCAUGAGAAAGUUAGAGCGUAAAUGGCUCUUCUCGUUUGCUGGUGCCCCACGUCCUGGCAAUGCCAAGUCGAUUAGAGGGCAGAUUAUUGAUCAAUGCAAGAGCUCAAAGGUUGGUAAGCUGUUGGAGUGCGAUUUCGGUGAAAGCAAGUGUCAUUCACCAAGCAGUAUCAUGCAGAUGUUUCAGAGCUCCCUUUUCUGCCUGCAACCUCAGGGUGAUUCAUACACGCGAAGAUCUGCUUUUGAUUCGAUGUUGGCUGGUUGCAUACCUGUCUUCUUCCAUCCAGGGUCAGCAUACGCACAAUAUACUUGGCAUCUUCCAAGAGAUUACACAACAUAUUCAGUGUUCAUCCCAGAGAAUGAUAUUCGUAAGGAGAAUAUAAGCAUAGAGGAAAGGCUUAGUCAAAUUCCUCCCGAGAAGGUGAAGGCCAUGAGGGAGGAAGUUAUAAACCUUAUUCCAAGGCUAGUAUAUGCUGAUCCCCGCUCGAAGUUGGAGAUUUUCAAAGAUGCAUUUGAUGUUUCUGUACAAGCAAUAAUCAACAAGGUUACUAAGGCAAGGAGGGACAUAGUUGAAGGCCGUACAGAUGAUAACUUCAUUGAGGAGAUUAGUUGGAAGUAUGCUUUGUUGGAGGAGGGACAGCGGGAGGUCGGACCUCAUGAAUGGGAUCCUUUCUUUGCAAAGCAGAAGGAUGGCAAUGGUGAUUCUGGUGAAGCUGCUAAAAAUUCAUGGGAGAAUGAACAGCGCCAACACUCAUGAGUGGAAGAUAAAGUGCAGAGCAAGUGGAAUUCCAAUGAUUACUCAACACUCAUGAAUGGGAUCCUGCAUCGAGGUUGGGCAGGUACGUGUUCUAGCUGGUACCUUGCAAUGAUUACUCAACACAGAACUCACCUUCAAGAUCUCCAUGCCUACAUUCUUGUUUAAAACCAAAACACACACAUAUUUACUGUUUCUAGUGCAAAUUUUCCUAUAGGAUAUAUCUCUUAUGUAUUUGGCCAGUAAUUCUUUCUGAUGUAUUUAGCUAGAGUUUUUCAUGUUAUCAAUCUACAGGAAAUAAUAAAGUGAUUAUCAAGCCUUUA
Messenger RNA from Fragaria vesca subsp. vesca, 2556 nucleotides. RefSeq names its product xyloglucan galactosyltransferase KATAMARI1-like. Gene Ontology annotation, molecular function: glycosyltransferase activity. Bases 365 to 2236 code for a protein of 623 amino acids. The record is from RefSeq and is a predicted model, not a curated record. Lineage: Eukaryota; Viridiplantae; Streptophyta; Magnoliopsida; Rosales; Rosaceae. The transcript has a single exon.